AUGGCUAAGGCUGCUUUAAGUGGAGGGUGGAUUUUUUUUCCCCGUUUGCCCUGUGUUUUUCAUUCUGAAAGAAUGUUGUGGCCUCUGUUUUUCCUGGUGACUGCUAUUCGUGCUGAACUCUGUCAACCAGAUGCGGAGAAUGCUUUCAAAGUGAGACUUAGUAUCAAAACAGCUCUGGGAGAUAAAGCAUAUGCCUGGGACACAAAUGAAGAAUAUCUCUUCAAAGCAAUGGUGGCUUUCUCCAUGAGAAAAGUUCCCAACAGAGAAACAACAGAAAUUUCUCAUGUCCUACUUUGCAAUGUAACCCAGCGGGUGUCAUUCUGGUUUGUGGUUACAGACCCUUCGAAAAACCACACCAUUCCUGCUGUUGAAGUACAGUCAGCCAUAAGAAUGAAUAGGAACCGGAUCAACAAUGCCUUCUUUUUGAAUGACCAGACUCUGGAAUUUUUAAAAAUCCCUUCCACUCUUGAACCACCCACUGAACCAGCUGUGCCUGUUUGGAUUAUUAUAUUUGGUGUGAUAUUUUGCAUCGUCAUCAUUGCAAUCACACUACUGAUUUUAUCAGGGAUCAGGCAGCGUAGAAGGAAGAACAAAGGACCCGCUGAAGGAGAAGAUGCCGAAGAUAAACGUGCAACUGCAGUCACAGUUGAAAAUGGCAUCCCCUGUGAUCCCCUCGACAUGAAGGACGGGUGCCUGAACGAUGCCUUCAUGAAUGAGGGCGAGCGGCUCACUCCUCUCUGA
Trichechus manatus latirostris (Florida manatee) is the source of this 741-nucleotide messenger RNA. It is a transcript of the gene CLTRN, whose product is annotated as collectrin, amino acid transport regulator. Gene Ontology annotation, biological process: positive regulation of amino acid transport. The transcript is spliced from 6 exons. Gene Ontology annotation, cellular component: plasma membrane; extracellular exosome. NCBI's taxonomy places the organism in Eukaryota, Metazoa, Chordata, Mammalia, Sirenia, Trichechidae. The coding region runs from base 1 to 741 and encodes 246 amino acids. The record is from RefSeq and is a predicted model, not a curated record.